CAGCCAGCGGACACCCAGGAAAUGUCAGGCUCCCUGAUACUUUUGAAUGGGUUCCCCUUGACCCGAUUUCUUGCCCGCGGCCCUUGUUUUCCAGGGUGGGCCUGCCAUGGCCUCAGGGCUGCUCCAUGUGCCUUCAAAGGCCUGCACACCAGCAGGAACUCUUGUCGUGGGAAAGUUGCCCCUGUCUUCACCAAGGCGCUGGCCUUUGGAGAGAAAGUAGCCAUUGUGGACCAACAUGGAGAGCAUACCUACAAGGACCUGUACACUCGAAGCCUCCACCUGUCCUGGAGAAUCUGUACGGCGCUCAGGAACGCGACGGGAGACCUGAAGGGUGAACGGAUUUCGUUUCUGUGCCCCAAUGAUGCCUCCUAUGUCAUUGCCCAGUGGGCUUCGUGGAUGAGUGGAGGCAUCGCUGUUCCUCUCUACAGGAAGCAUCCCGUCUCAGAAUUGGAGUAUGUCAUCAAGGAUUCCCAGAGCUGUCUCCUUGUUGCAGAGGAAGAAUAUGUAGAGAGGAUCACGCCUACUGCUGAGAAGCUCAGGGUGCCUUUGCUCUCGCUCCUCAAAUCCGGGAAGUGCAGCCCGACAACAGACAAAUCCUUUUCAGAAACCGGCUCUCCCAUUUCAGAGUGGAAGGACAGAGCGGCCAUGAUCAUCUACACAAGUGGCACAACUGGCAGACCCAAAGGAGUCCUCAGCACCCACCAGAAUGUCCAAGCGGUGAUAACGGGCCUGGUUGACAAAUGGGAAUGGACGAAGGAUGACAUUAUUCUCCACGUGUUGCCUUUACACCACGUCCAUGGGGUGGUCAACAAGCUGCUUUGCCCGCUCUGGGUGGGUGCGACGUGCAUCAUGCUCCCCGAGUUCAGUGCGCAGACGGUUUGGGAGAUGUUCCUGAGCCCCCGAGCGCCCCGGGUCAACCUCUUCAUGGCUGUGCCCACCAUUUAUGCCCUGCUGACUGAGUAUUACCACAAGAACUUCUCUCAGCCUCACGUCCAGGAUUUCAUUCGUGCUGUCUGCCAGGAGAACAUCCGGCUGAUGGUGUCUGGAUCCGCAGCCCUCCCCAUGCCCGUCCUGGAGAGGUGGAAGAGCAUCACCGGGCACACGUUGUUGGAGAGGUACGGGAUGACAGAGAUCGGGAUGGCUCUCUCCAACCCACUGCACGGCCCUCGCAUCCCAGGGUCAGUGGGGACUCCGCUGCCUGGGGUAGAAGUGCGCAUCGCCACGGAAAGUCCUCAAAGGGAUGGCCUUUCCUACACCGUCCAUGCUGAAGGCGAUGAGUUCAGCACAAAGGUGACUCCAGGUUUGGACGGCAAAGAAGGGGAGCUCUUUGUGAAGGGACCUACGGUGUUUCAGGAAUACUGGAACAGACCAAAGGAGACCGAGGAGGCUUUUACACCUGACGGCUGGUUCAAGACAGGUGACACAGCUGUAUACAAGGAAGGGACCUAUUGGAUCAGGGGGCGGACCUCGGUUGACAUCAUCAAAAGCGGCGGCUACAAAGUCAGCGCCCUGGAAGUCGAGCGCCACCUGCUGGCCCACCACAGCAUUGCUGAUGUGGCUGUCAUUGCUGCCCCGGACGUGACGUGGGGUCAGAAAAUCAGUGCCGUGGUAAAGCUCCGUGAAGGGCAGACGCUCUCCCUCAAGGAACUGAAGGAGUGGGCAAGAGAGUCCAUGGCUCCCUACACCAUCCCUUCCGAACUGCUCCUGGUGGAAGAGAUCCCGCGCAACCAAAUGGGCAAAGUGGACAAGAAGCAGCUCGUCAAACAGUUCUACUCCACCUAGAACAGGUUGCUGGAACAGCAACGCGUGGUGGCAACAAGACCCUUCCAUUGGAACGGUGGAAAGUGUG
Molecule: messenger RNA, 1849 nt
Organism: Elgaria multicarinata webbii
Lineage: Eukaryota; Metazoa; Chordata; Lepidosauria; Squamata; Anguidae
Gene: ACSF3
Product: acyl-CoA synthetase family member 3
Exons: 9
Coding region: 22-1782 (586 amino acids)
Biological process (GO): fatty acid metabolic process
Molecular function (GO): medium-chain fatty acid-CoA ligase activity
Source: RefSeq, a predicted model, not a curated record